UCUCUUGCCUUCACUUCAGCCAAUCCACAAAACACAAACACGCCCUAUUCUCCGCUUCAAACAUAUUUGUUUCUCGCUCAAGCAACCAGAGAAAUCAAAUGGCAGUCGAUUUUGAAUUCAAGGAGGAAGAUAUGGUGGUUGACGACGGAGUUGGGUACCCAAGAGCCUAUGCAAAGCUGUGUAGAGAUCGUGGAGCUGCUGGGAUUUAUAGCCGCGGUCCUCCCUUCACUUUCCUCCCAUGUGCAAUGCAGCAACAUGAGAUUCAGAGAGCAAAGGAAUUAGAACAAAUGUUCCCAAUUACUGACCCAAAAGCAAAGCCAACAGCCAAACCCAAGAUUUUUGUUGGUCUCUUGUGGAAGCAACUCAAUCACCUCGGGAAUGCUGGUUUUGAUCCUGCAGUCAUUCGAGUAGAUCCAUAUGGCAAUGUUUUAUAUUUCCAUGCUGAUAGAGCCUCUCCUCUUGCUUGGGACAUUGACCACUGGUUUCCUUGCCAAAGGGGAGGAUUAACAGUUCCAAGUAAUCUGAGGAUACUUCAAUGGCAAGUGUGCAAGAGAAAGCAUAACAAGUUAGAGUUUCUCGUUCCAUGGUGGGAUCUUCAGCUUGGAAUUUCUGUGAACCAGUUUUUAUCCAUAUUUGCUUCUUCCAGUUCGGAUUUCAGGCAUAGGGCAUUUUCAUUUCUGUUCUCAGAAGGUGAAAAUGAAGAAUUAAAUGCUUCACAGACUGUGGAUUCACAUUCUUUUCCCCAUCAUUUCAUUGAAUCAAAAGAGCAACUAGGCCUUGCUCCGGCUGCCCUUGUUAUAUCUCGAAGAGAGACAUAUGAUACUUCAUUGGCUUUGAAAUCACUGGAUUACAAUAGGCAGAUAAGGCCACAUUCUCCUGCAAUUGCUGCGAGAAAAGUAAAGCCAGGUGACUUGAAAGAAAAUGAGAACCCAGACUUUGUUACAAACCCCUACCAAGCCAUUGUCAUGGCCAGGGAUUCUCUGAAGCAAAGAGAAGAAGCUCACAAGAUGCAACUUGAAAUACAGAAAUUAGAUGACGAAGUUAAUGAAAUGAGGAGAAAGAAUGAUGAGGAAAAACUUGCUAUUCAGGAUUUGGAGUUGGCACUGAUAAAGCGUAGGAGAAGGGCAGAAAAGUGCAGGCGGCUAGCUGAGGCACAAUCUUCGUAUAGGACUAUGUUAGAGAAGAUGAUUCGAGAUGCUAUGCACCAGAGCGUCAUUUACAAGGAACAAGUAAGACUGAACCAGGCUGCAGCUAAUGCACUAAUGGCAAGGCUUGAAGCACAGAAGGCAAUUUGUGAUGCAUCAGAGAAAGAUCUCCACAAGAAAUUCAAACAGAGAGAUGAGCUUGAGAAACAGAUAAGGCCUGAAUGGGAACAUGCAAGGAAGAGAUCAAGAAUGGAUGAUACCUUGUCAGAAGAUGUAGACCAUAAAGCUAUUUUUUAUUUGCCAGGAACCAGGCCAACACCACCUCUGCACAAGGAACUGAGAGUAUUUCUAGAGGAGGAACAUAAAGCAUCUGAAGCAGCCUUAUCUGCAAAUGAAGAUGGGAAGCAUGAAGAAAUUGAAGAACUGAAAAUACCUGCAAAAAAUUCAAACAGAGAAGAUCCUGAUAAGCAUAAUAAAUCCAUUGUUGCCUUGGAGAACUAUGAAAUCCCAAUUGAGCAUAAGCUUCAGGCACUAGAAAUAGGUGAAGGGAAGAGAGACAAAAUUCAAUUUCCAAUUAUUAGAGGAGAAGAAAUAGAGGAAGAUGAAGAGAGCAGAAGGCAGCGAGGGAAAGGAAAUGUAGAGAGGUGGUUACGAAUGUUGCUACAGAAGUCUGAAGAGGAGUUGGAACAUGAGGACUCAAAUGGCCAUGAAAAAUCCAGUACAGAUGAUAUAAUUACAAUGCUGAAUCAAAUUUUCCCACAGGAGGAGGCCAAAAGUUCAAAGCAUCCAGGAUUUGACCAGGAGAUUUUACAUGUUCCUGUUGAAAAGCAACAACAAAUAAUUCUAGAGAAGGAUAAAGGAAAGAAGGUAGAGGAAAUUGUUGAGAUAGAAGCAAACAAAACACUGACAAGUGCAGGUGAAGCAAAUGGUGAAGGGAUUGGAAAUAGCAAGAGUUUUGAAGGGAAAGAAAGCGAGGAGAACGGUAAAGAAAGAGCGCUUGUCAGGUCUGAAAGUGCCAGGACCUUGCGGCGUAUCCCAUCUUCCCCUUUGCUCUUGGGUAUGAGAAAGGGAGUGGAGUGCAUGAGGAAGAAACCUAUGGUAACUGGUGAUGAUGACUGCAACGAGGAUUAUGCAGCCAGAAACAGCUUCAUCAAGUCAUCCAUCAAGACUAUUAAGAAAGCAGUGAAAAUAUGAAAACUUCAUGUAUGCUAGUGCAUUUGUAUUAUAUCUACAUUGUUUCAUUCUUCAUUUUUUUUUUUCCAAAUUUUUAUAGAGUGCCAUAGCUACAAAAGCUGAAUAAUCGAGUGAAAUCUAUGUAUAUUAGUCUUUGACAUAUUAGUCUUUGAUCUGUGUAUGAGAUUACCUGUGUGAAGAGACGUGAUAACAACUUGUUGUGUUCUUAAUAAACUAAAUUCAACUUCUUUUUUCA
Molecule: messenger RNA, 2574 nt
Organism: Hevea brasiliensis (rubber tree)
Lineage: Eukaryota; Viridiplantae; Streptophyta; Magnoliopsida; Malpighiales; Euphorbiaceae
Exons: 7
Coding region: 99-2339 (746 amino acids)
Source: RefSeq, a predicted model, not a curated record